This is a messenger RNA of Penicillium hordei, 1035 nucleotides long. RefSeq lists its product as uncharacterized. NCBI's taxonomy places the organism in Eukaryota, Fungi, Ascomycota, Eurotiomycetes, Eurotiales, Aspergillaceae. The record is from RefSeq and is a predicted model, not a curated record. The transcript has 2 exons. Bases 1 to 1035 code for a protein of 344 amino acids.
AUGCAAAACCAACGGCAACAGCUGCACAAUACCCACCAUGUGCAAAGGUUCUACGGUGGAGACCACCAAUCACCCUCGCUAAUGAGGAUAGAAAGUGCAAUGGAUUACCUGGAGCGCAACAGACAAGCGAUAAUGGCAUCUCGAGGAUAUCUUCUCUUUACCCGUCAGCAAGAAGAUGACGAGUUUAAUCGUGUAACGAAUGAACUCCAAACAGAGAGCAAUGACUUGCGAAGACAAUGGUGGCAAAUUCCGCGAGAGAUGCGGUUGAAAAUGCAUCCAAACCCUACUCCUAUCCGGCUUUCACCUCUUCAACCCGCACCCCAAAUUCAAUGUGAAGUGCCUAUGGCAAAAGGCAUAAAGGGCUUUGAAGUUUCAGAAAACCUUCAUCGACAAAACUUCGCACACCCACAAAACAGACAAUCGCCGCAACAACCUUCGCACACCCCGGUGUCUCAACCGCUAUCGAGCCAGAAUCCUUCUCCUACUAACAGCGCGGAGAACUCUUCGAACUUGUCGAAUUUAGAACCAAACGAUACUAAGUGCGAUCGGACUCGUCCUGAUACCAAUAAAUAUGGGGUUCCAGCGGGUAGGGAUGACGGUGGACGCCCUUUUUGGAUGCGCAAUUCCGAUCGAAAGCUAGUUCACCUUAUUUGCCCCGUUUCCGAAUGCGGAAAACAAGACUUUCAAACCUUGCACGGAUUUGUCUGUCACCUCGCGUCCAAACACAAACACAAAUACAGGAAAACCCCAGACCGCUCCAAGGUUUUGGACACGUUUGGAGUUGUCUUUGAUCAAACCACGGUGGAUUCGGCAGGGGUAAGCCGCAAUUACGAGUCCGCACAUUCGGAAUCAACUUUGGAGACAUCUAGUCGAAAGCAAGAUAUGUUGACAUUUGUCGGAAGUGAAGAGCGCUAUUUUGAGGGGGAGUCCCGUCUGGCUGAAUCUGACAUCGGAACAGUAGUGGAAGCUGGGAGCCCUAGCAAGCAUUCCCUGCCGGCUGCCUCUGUGUUGUCGAUCGGAUCAAUCACUGACUAG